Messenger RNA from Telopea speciosissima, 1079 nucleotides. Its product is annotated as zinc finger protein GIS2-like. Gene Ontology annotation, molecular function: nucleic acid binding; zinc ion binding. Lineage: Eukaryota; Viridiplantae; Streptophyta; Magnoliopsida; Proteales; Proteaceae. The transcript has 4 exons. The coding region runs from base 227 to 946 and encodes 239 amino acids. The record is from RefSeq and is a predicted model, not a curated record.
AGAAAAUUUUACUCUAGGGCUUUUCUCGUUUGGAAUGCAUUAUCCCUUCAUGGUGCAAUUACGGUGGGAGGGAAGAGGUUCCCUGCCAUUGUAUUAGGAUUCAAGAACAGUCAAUCCAGAGAGGAGUGGCUAUUGGUGGUUUUGUAUUGGUUAUUCUGGAGUUGGUGUCCUUUUGGGACCGAAGUGUUCAUAUUUACAAGAUAUUUGAUUCAGAGCAGAUUUCAAUAUGAGUCCAGACAACAGCAGGAGUCCUCUACGAGCAAGGCGGUUCCGUAGUACUGGGCAUUCAUCUUAUCGGGAUGCUCCAUACCAAAAGGAUCGCCGUACUUACCGGCUUGAUUAUCUGUGCAAGAACUGCAAGCGACCUGGGCAUUAUGCCAGAGACUGUCCAAAUGUGGCUGUUUGCAACAACUGUGGACUUCCUGGUCACAUUGCCGCAGAAUGUACUGCAAAAACUAUGUGCUGGAACUGCAAGGAACCAGGGCAUGUUGCAAGCGAAUGCGACAAUGAGCCUAUUUGCCAUGUUUGUGGGAAAGUGGGACACCUGGCCCGUGAAUGCUCAGGCUCUGGACUACCACCAUAUGACCUAAGGCUUUGCAACAACUGCUACAAGCCAGGUCACAUUGCUGUUGACUGCACCAAUGAGAAGGCAUGCAAUAACUGUCGCAAUGCUGGUCAUCUGGCUCGUGAUUGCCCUAAUGAGCCUGUCUGCAAUGUUUGCAAUGUUUCAGGUCAUUUGGCUCGCCAAUGCCCCAAGAUGGGUCUUCCGUCGGAGAUAGUUGGUGGCCCCUUUCGUGACAUUGUCUGCCGCAACUGUGGUCAGUCAGGGCACAUAAGCCGUGACUGCGUAGCAAUAGUGAUCUGCAACAACUGUGGUGGUAGGGGCCAUCAUGCUUUCGAAUGCCCCUCAGGUCGGAUGCUUGACCGUGGACUCUGGAGGUACUGACAUGGGUUUGAAGCAGUUGGUUGAUGGAAUUUAUUUAUUAAUGGUUUUUGAAUCUUAUUAUUCUGAUUUUUAAGUUGAUUGAUUUUGAAGGAGAUGGUUAUUUCGUAAUUUUUUCCCCUUCAUUUUCUUCUAC